CAUAUGGUCUUAAAAAAAAAGAAAAGAAAUGAAAAAAAUGGGGGAGGGGGGCGAGGGGUUGUUAGUUUCAAAGCCGGGUGGUCUGGUGGUCCAUCCCAUUACUCCAGUGAGAUGUCUGAACAGAGAGUAAGCUAAAUAGCCAUUAGAGAGCUCGAAAUCACCUCUUAUAGCAACUCUUUCCGCAAUCCAAUUUAGACUCGACGACUUAAUUAGGCGUUGACACUCUUGAAGGGGAGGGCAAACAGCCGCACUUCAGCUCUGCUGCAAACCGGGUGUUAAGCGGUAAAGCGAGCCGCGCCGGAUUAGAGAAUGGCCAAACGGAAAGAGAAAGUUUGCUUGUGUAUAAGCAUUCCGCUUUUAUGCGCGGUUACGAUUAUUGUUAUCAUCUCCGUAGCUCACUUUAACGAAGAAUGCGCGGAAGGACUUUACAAGAAAGCAGCAGUGGCAGCAGACUCGGAAACCUGCUCGAAGGUCGGACGAGAUAUCCUGCAGUCUGGUGGAUCAGCGGUAGAUGGCGCCAUCGCUACUUUACUGUGCACGUCAGUCAUAAACCCCCAGAGCAUGGGCAUCGGCGGAGGCUCUAUAUUCACAAUACGGGAACCAAAUGGAAGAGUAAGAAUAAUCAAUGCCAGAGAGGCCAUCCCGAAAAAUUUCAAAACAGACCUUCUUGCCACGUGUCCAACAACAAUACAGCCAAUGGAAGGUGCCCAUUGGAUCGGUGUCCCAGGAGAUAUUCGUGGCUAUGAGCGAGCACACAGACUAUAUGGACGUCUCCCUUGGGCCUGUUUAUUUCAGCCUACCAUCAAUAUGGCUAGAGAGGGCAUUCGCAUUCCCUAUAUGCUCUCUCGGUUUUUGCCACUUGUCCUAAAGGAGAAGCCAGAAUCACCACUACGCCAGUUAUUCCAGAAUGAAAAAGGAGAGCUUCUGAAAGAGGGGGACAUAGUGAAAUUUAACAAACUAGCAGAUACGCUUGAGAUCAUCGCAAAGCACGGAGCAGACGCUUUAUACACUGGUGACAUCGCCAAAGACCUUGUUAGUGACAUACAGGCUGCAGGUGGAACGGUUUCUCUGGAGGACCUGAAUUCGUUCAGGGCAUCUGAAUCAGAUGCUUGGGAAGUCAAUCUGGGAGACUAUGACAUGUACUUUCCUCCACCGCCAGCAGGGGGAGCGAUACUUAGCUUCGUACUCAACACCAUGCUAGGUUUCAAUCUAAGUUCCGCAUCUCUGGAGGGGGACGAGAAGGUUUUAACAUUCCAGCGUUACGUAGAAACCUGUAAAUUUGCCAAUGGCCUUAAAAAGUUCAUGAAGGAUCCCAACUUUGCCUCUCAAACGGAGGCGGUUGAGAUCAUUCAGAAGCAUUUCGCCGACAAAGUGAGAGCAAAAAUCAGUCCUGACCACAGUUAUGAUGCCAGCUACUAUAACGUCACCCCAUAUCUGGACUCGCAUGGCACUACUCACGUGUCUGUGCUCGCUGAGGAUGGCAUGGCUGUUUCUGUGACCAGCACCAUCAACCACAUAUUUGGAUCCAGGAUUUUCUCCUCCAAAACAGGCAUCCUCCUCAAUAAUGAACUUGCAGACUUCUGUGGAAAAACUGAUCAGAUUCAUGCUGGUGAACAGCCGCCCUCCUCCAUGUCUCCAGUGGUUCUUCACUCAAGAUCUAAGAAGCAUAUUGUGGUCAUAGGAGCGUCAGGGGGCAGUAUGAUCACCACCGGGGUGGCGCUGACUCUAAUGAACUUCCUGUGGUUCGGCAAGACUCUGCAGGACUCCAUUGACGCUCCUGUGGUGUUUGUAGACUCCAAAAACGUUCUCAACUUUGAGCCCUCAUUUGACAAGAUAGUUGUGGAGUCACUUAAUAAGAUCGGGCACAAAGUCAAAGUCCCACAGAUAUUUUAUAAUGUGGUUAAUGCCGUUUCAAAGGAAAACCAGUGUAUAGUGGCCGUUUCUGACUCAAGAAAAAAAGGAAAAGCUGCAGGAUAUUAACCUAGAGUUCAGCUGGAGACAAACUCACUCCAGCUCUUGUGACUCUUCAUCAUCUGUGCCGUUUUUUGGAUAAGAAGUGCAUGACAAAUAGUUUCAAACACCAUCAAAAUGGGAUUUGUUUUGGUGUACUUUUAGUGAACACCAUCAAAAUGUGACCUUUUUAUGUACUGUGAAACAACUCAACAAAAUAUUUAUUGUAAAUAUGCAUUUUUUGUAUAAGUAUGCACAAAAUAUGUGACUGAUAUUUUACAAUAUUUAAAAUGCAGUUUUGUGUGUUAGAUAUCACUUUUGUAUUUGAAUCAGCUUGUUUAUUAUGAGUUGAUGUGUGCACAGAAAGGAAUCUUAAAGGUCAAAUAUACAAUACUGUUAAAACAUUUGGGGUCUGCAGAAUUUGUCUGCAAGUUUUAUUAAAUACUUUUAUUAAGCAGGAAUCAAUUAAACUGAUAAAAGGUUACAGUUAAUCUUUUGAGCAAAAUGAAUAAUGUUUUCCACAACACAAAAUCUGUUUUUAACAUCUAUUAUAAGAAAUGGAUUUGAACAGCAAAUCAGCCUACUAGAAGGAUUUCAGAAGGAUCAUGUGACUGAAGACUGGAGUAAUUCAACUUUGCCAAUAUAAAUAGUGUGUGUGAUGAAAAAAUAUUACACAUCCAAACCUUUAAAUGGUAGCACUUGUUCGUCACAACACUGGCAAACACACCUUUCUUUCUUUCUUUCAUAAUUGUAUGGUUAUUUUAUGUUUAUCCAUGAUGGUUAAACCAAAACACAUGAAGCAAUGUUUAUAACCACAACUGAUGUUUUACAAUUUCACCUUUUAUGUAAGUAUAUAAUAAAAGUUUCACUUUAAAAUGUUUUGAAUACAAAUGUAAAAUAAAUAAUUUAAUAUCAAAAUAUUA
Danio rerio (zebrafish) is the source of this 2873-nucleotide messenger RNA. The record is from RefSeq and is a predicted model, not a curated record. NCBI's taxonomy places the organism in Eukaryota, Metazoa, Chordata, Actinopteri, Cypriniformes, Danionidae.